Messenger RNA from Megalobrama amblycephala (Wuchang bream), 4123 nucleotides. RefSeq names its product leucine rich repeat neuronal 1 (gene lrrn1). Gene Ontology annotation, molecular function: protein binding. The record is from RefSeq and is a predicted model, not a curated record. Bases 1178 to 3331 code for a protein of 717 amino acids. NCBI's taxonomy places the organism in Eukaryota, Metazoa, Chordata, Actinopteri, Cypriniformes, Xenocyprididae. The transcript is spliced from 2 exons.
AAUAUUAAUAAUAUAAAAGUAAAAUUGAUAAUAUUUAGUUUUUAAGAAAUAACUCUUCAAAUGGCUUGCCAUACGGCGUGAUUUACUGCAUUUAAUAGCAAGGACGCAUCGGCUGUUGCUUGAGAUGUUCAAGGGCAAAACGUGUGUGAUUUUGAAUAAUUUAUGGUUUGUUUAUGAGUUCACACAAUUCAUGCAGGAUUUUUCAGAACCAUAGUCUGGUAAAAGAUAAUUCCACAACAAAUGUAUGCUAUGUAGUAAGCAGAACGUGAAGGGAAUGGAAUACGGUCGACUUUUUAAAAGCUUUGUGUCAAACAUGAAUGCAUGCAGUGUUAAAACAGCAUUAACUGAAUGCAUUGAAGCAUUUGGUUGCGUCUUGUAUGUAGUAGCUACCUAUACCACAGUUUUACUUCUAAUUCUUCUCGAUUAUCCCGUUUGCAUCGUUUAAAUUUUUCGCAGUGACUCGUUUGUUAUAUUUUACCUCCCGAGAGUGAUUUCACACUGUAAUUGUGGCGGAAAUCGAUCGCAAACUUUGAUCUGAUCGCGUUAUUGCUGGCUUACCGCAGGCGCGCGCAUGGGGUCUGGUUGGCGAUGCAGAAAUGUGAUUUGCAUCUCAAUGUCCAGGCACUCUAGCAGAUGUUUCGUUGCUUACUCAUUCGAAAUAAGACGCCACAACUUCCAUAGGAAAGACAAUAAACACGGGAAGACGUCUUUUAGUCAGGGAAGGAUGUAUAAUGAGGGUUUGAGGAGGGGGUUUGUAUUGUCCCUGGGGACGCCACCCCUUGUUGCAGCUGUUGCGUCUGUUGCAGAAGUUGUUUUCUGACAUUUGAAGAGAAGCGUCCUCAUGAGCAACAACAACGCAAGGAAAAUGUCGGGCAUAUUUUUAGAUGAGGACAAUAGUGUAGGCUGCAGGUGGUUACGUCUUUGAAAGGUAUGUGGAAAAAGGCCAACUCUCCAGUCUAAGGUUCACACUGUGAGGAAGUUUUAAACCUAUAUGAGCCCACGGGAACUACACUCUUUUAAAUCUUUCGGAAGCUCUUUGACUUCGCUGUUCAAGCUUGCAGAGGGAUAAAAGGACUAUUCUGCAACACUUCUAUUGAAUGAGAAUCUCACCUCACCAUCUCUUUGGCGCUAUAGGAAUUCCAGCUCAGAUCUGAGAGGAUAAACAAGUACAGUCAGAAUGGCAAGAGGGACUUUCUUUUUUGUUGUGCAGGGCCAGAUUUGUUUCUUCCUGUUUCUGGCUUUACUUGGCCUCUCUUCAGUUCAGAGUACAGAAUGUCCGCAGCUUUGUGUGUGUGAGAUCCGGCCUUGGUUCACACCCCAGUCCACCUACAGAGAAGCAACUACCGUUGAUUGCAAUGACCUUCACCUUACGCGCAUCCCUGGCAACCUGUCCGCUGACACGCAGGUGUUGCUUCUGCAAAGUAACUACAUUGCCAGAACUAGCGAGGAACUGGAGCAGUUACUGAAUCUCACAGAACUCGACCUGUCCCAGAACAAUUUCAGCAACAUCCGUGAUAUCGGCUUGACCAACAUGUCACAACUCACGACGCUUCACCUGGAGGAAAACCAAAUAGUCGAGAUGCCUGACUUCAGUUUGCAAGACCUCACCAAUCUACAGGAGCUGUACAUUAAUCACAAUCAGAUCAGCUCCAUUGCACCCAAUGCCUUUGCUGGAUUGCGUAACCUUCUGAGACUCCAUCUGAACUCCAACAGACUCAAGGCCAUUGACAAUCGUUGGUUUGAAUCAACCCCCAACCUGGAGAUCCUGAUGAUUGGGGAAAAUCCUGUGGUCGGCAUCCUGGAUUUGAACUUCAAACCUCUUACCAACUUGAGAAGCCUGGUCCUGGCAGGAAUGGAGCUCACUGAUAUCCCAGGAAAUGCGUUUGUUGGACUAGACAACCUGGAGAGUCUAUCCUUCUAUGACAAUAAACUAGUUCGGGUGCCGCAGACUGCUCUGCAGAAGCUUCCAAACCUGAAAUUCCUGGAUUUGAACAAGAAUCCGAUACAUAAAAUUCAAGAGGGGGACUUUAAGAACAUGCUAAGGCUGAAAGAACUUGGCAUUAACAACAUGGGAGAACUUGUGUCCAUCGAUCGCUUUGCCCUGGAUAACCUCCCAGAGUUGACCAAACUCGAAGCCACCAACAACCCCAAGUUUUCCUACGUGAGCCGUUUAGCAUUCCGUGACUUGCCGUCACUAGAGAGUCUAAUGCUCAAUAACAAUGCUCUAAACUCCCUCUACCAGGCUACGGCGGAGUCCCUUCCCAACCUGAGGGAGAUCAGUAUCCACAGCAACCCGCUGCGCUGCGACUGUGUAAUUCAGUGGAUGAGCUCAAACAAGACAACCAUUCGAUUUAUGGAGCCUCUUUCCAUGUUUUGUGCGAUGCCGCUUGAGGUUAGAGGUCAGCGCGUGAGAGACGUGCUUUCUCGUGAAACUUCAGGCCAGUGUCUGCCCAUGAUCUCUCACGACACGUUCCCCAAUCACCUCAACCUAGACAUCGGAAUGACAGUAGACCUUGACUGUCGUGCUAUGGCCGAACCUGAACCGGAAAUAUACUGGGUGACCCCAUCUGGUAACAAAGUCAUGAUGGAUACAGUGUCAGAUAAAUACCAACUCAGCAGUGCAGGAACUCUGCGCAUAUCCCACAUUCAGGUGGACGACUCUGGCCACUACACCUGUGUGGCCCAAAACACAGAAGGAGCGGACACUCGGGUGACCGCCAUUCGAGUCAAUGGAACUCUUCUGGAUAGCACCCAACUUAUGAAGAUCUAUGUGAAACAAACCGAGUCUCACUCGAUUUUAGUGUCCUGGAAAGUGAACUCCAAUGUCAUGACGUCCAAUCUAAAGUGGUCGUCUGCCACCAUGAAAAUCGACAACCCUCACAUCACCUAUACAGCUAAAGUUCCUGUAGAUGUUCAUGAGUACAACCUCACACACCUUCAGCCAGCCACUGAGUAUGAGGUCUGUCUCUCAGUCUCUAAUAUCCACCAGCAGACCCAAAAGUCAUGCGUCAACGUCACAACCAAGCACGCAACGUUUGCAGUGGAAAUCUCUGAGCAGGGCACCAAUACGGCUCUGGCAGGUGUCAUGGGCACAAUACUGGCCAUCAUCAGCCUAGGCUCCAUCACGGUGUACAUUGCAAAGAGAUGGAAGAGGAAGAACUACCACCACUCCUUAAAGAAGUACAUGCAGAAAACCUCCUCCAUCCCCCUAAACGAACUGUAUCCUCCCCUCAUUAACUUAUGGGAGGCAGACAGUGAAAAGGACAAGGACGGUUCUUCAGAAACUAAGCCGACACAGGUGGACACAACAAGAAGUUAUUACAUGUGGUGAAGCCUACCAGACGUUUUUUCUUCUUUAGAGCACAAAGACACAUCUUUACUUAUUUGUGCGUAAAAAGACAUGGAUUUCGUUUUUUCUGCUUCGCUUACUUGCAAGCAACUAUUCAGACUGAUAUCUCUGACUUUUUAGUAGAGUGUUUUGCCUUUUAAUCUUCUUUAUCUUUCAAUAUGGCAGCUUUGUUUAGCUUCCGAGACAUGUUAGUAGCUGUGCUUUUUCUUUUUGUUCAUUAUAUUUUCAUAGCACAGCAUAGAUAAUGUCAAGGAUUGACUUUGGGUCGAUUGAUGCUGUAGUACUGUAUCUGAUCCAAUAUUGAUAUGUCUUUGGCAGUAUUCAUAGAGAAUGCAUUGUUUCUUUCUCUCUUGCGUAAGACAGUUUAACUGUUGUGCACUGAAAUAUAUUAACAAAUUUGUCUUUGGACUCCAGUGUAAGCUGACAAGGUGAGUUUAGACUUGAUACACUGUCUAUUGAAAAAUGUUAGCAAUUGUUCUGUAAUGUUGUAUCAACUAUAAUUUGAACAUUUUGGAUUUUCUCAAAAGUAAUUUUUGAUUUAGAACUUAACUUUGCAGAUUAAAGAAUUGUAAACCAGCAAUAGAAAUGUGAAUGUUAAAUAAUUAGGUUGUAGAAAAAUGCUUUUUUUAAUUACUCAGAUUCUUCUUUUUUUUAAUUGGCUAGAAUCUGUUAAUCAUUUAAUUUUGUUGUAAUUUACACAUGCAAAAUAUGUUGCAUAUUACAGUGCAAACAAAAAUAAAAUACAGUUUUGUUCUGAUAUUUUUUAUACAAUGA